Daldinia vernicosa is the source of this 902-nucleotide messenger RNA. RefSeq lists its product as uncharacterized. Bases 1 to 822 code for a protein of 273 amino acids. The record is from RefSeq and is a predicted model, not a curated record. The transcript has 3 exons. NCBI's taxonomy places the organism in Eukaryota, Fungi, Ascomycota, Sordariomycetes, Xylariales, Hypoxylaceae.
AUGGACCCUUUAUCUAUUUUAAUGGCGUGCAUAACUCUAGGGGGCCUUAUAUUCAACGUCUCUGGGGUGGCCGCGGCCUUUGUGUGUGAUAUACGAGCAGCCGAAACCGACGUCAACGAGAUAAUAUCGGAAUUUGAGUCUAUAAGCGCUACGAUAAAGCUUCUCACCGAAGACUUCUUAGAGCGAACACCCGAGCGUCUAAGAGACAAGAUAUCGGGUGUUGUGGCCAGUUGUGGCAAAACCAUCGACGAAAUCUACGGCAUUCUCUCCUCCUAUUAUCAUCCUCCGCUUGGCACAAGAAAAUUGCGUUGGGUAUAUAGUGGCAAGAAGAGCUUAGAAAGGUUGAAAAACAGUCUUAAUACGCAUGGCCUUGUGUUGGCCAUAGCAUUGGACAUAGCUAACUUGGUUACUAUCGGAGACGUUAAUGAUAACAUCAUCGGAAUCAAGGAUUAUACCGUUUAUAUGAAGGAUGAUGUCGCCCAGAUCUUGGACAGAGUAGAACGAAUCAACCGGCACCUCUCAGACGGCGGACAGAGCUUGAUGCUUCGACGCUGGCUUGCCGAUACUUCGUCCUACGCUGAAAGUGUCUUCACGUCCGAUGGGCUUGAUACUGCGGUACUACGACAACGUUAUGGGAUUACCCCUGAGUCUGCUUCUUCGCUACACCGAGCACCAGUUUCGAUAAACCGCGAAUCGGGAUACUCUGGCAUAUCACAACAGAAUAUAAGAGAGUCCAUUUCGGACGAAAUAAACCACCCUGAUAAUGCUAAAAAGCAAUGGAAAAAGGGCAUAGCAAUGACCACGACGGUUAAAACGGGUUAAGCAGCACAGCAAGCUAGACGAAAAGCCUCUCUGCGCCCUCGUUCGGAGUCCUCCUCAUCUUCACACUUAUCUCCUGCUAC